AGACGCGUGAUGGCUGGGACGGACCAAACAGCCGAUCGGCAAUCGGCGUCAUCGCGUGUCGCCUCCUUAUCGAUAACAAAACACGGCGUAAGGCACCGAACAGCUAAGACAUCAAACCAAAACGUUCCACGUUUACUCCACGCCCUUCAUAUACCCCCGACUCUUUUCCCUCCCCUUUUCCCUUACUCGAACCACCAAAAGCAGCUCCUUUUGCUCUCCACACACUCCGAGAAACCCGACCAGAGGUAUCGCCAGGGUUCUUCUUCCUUCGUCGGACUUCAAUCCGAGCGGAAGGCACCGAAUCUUGUUGCUCGCUUCGUCGCUCCUCUCAGAUCCGAAGCUUCGAAUCUCUUCCUCGCAGGUAGAUCAAAGCGUCGGAGAGGGGACAUGGGGAAAAACCAGGGAGUCAGGAUCCUUUUGGGCUUAACCUUCUCGUUCCUUUCCCUCCUCCUCCUGUACGCGUGGUAUUACUGUUAUCGGAGGAGAUUUUCGUCGAGGAGGAGCAAAGGCGGCUCCUUGGAGGACGGCGGUGGUGUUCGAUAUGGGGGAGAGGAGGAAUUGCAGGCGGAGGAGCUUAUCAAGUUCGCCGGAGGGGAGAGUUUGACGGCCCACGACAUCUUGGACGCGCCGGGGGAGGUGGUCGCCAAGUCGGGGUACGGGACGCUUUAUCGGGCUAGCAUUCAGAAGAGCAACUCGGUGGUGUUGCUCCGGUUCGUCCGGCCAGAUUGCGUUGGCCGGACCGAGGAGGUGCUGCCGGCAGUCCGGACGUUGGGAUCGGUCCGGCACCCGAAUCUGGUGCCGAUGAGGGCCAUGUAUGUGGGGCCGAAGGGGGAGAAGCUCUUUGUGCAUCCUUUCUAUGCCGCAGGGACUCUAGCACAGCUCCUGAGAGCUGGUGUUGCUGAAUCGCACAGAUGGGAUAUCAUCUACAAAUUGUCUUGUGGCAUCGCCGGGGGGCUGGAUCACCUGCACAAUGGGUAUGAGAAGACCAUAAUCCAUGGCAACCUCAAAUCGAACAACAUUUUACUCGAUGCUGAUUUCCAGCCUCGCCUCUCGGAUUUCGGUUUGCACAUCAUACUGAAUCCAGCUGAAACCCAGGAAAUGCUUGAAGCCUCAGCAGCUCAGGGCUACAAAGCCCCUGAGCUGAUGAAGAUGAAAGAUGCCAGCAGGGAGACCGACGUCUACAGCUUGGGGGUCGUCUUGCUCGAAAUGCUCACUCAAAAGGAUCCCAUCAAUAACGAUUUCUUGCAAUCGAAGGAUCUUCAUCUGCCCUCGUCCUUGAGAAUUUUGGUUCUCGAGCAUAAAGUCUCUGAUGUGUUCACCUCGGAGCUCCUAAAGGAGAGUAUAAAUCAGAAUUCUAGUAAUGAAGAAGGUCUGGUGAUGCUCUUUCACCUGGCAGUGGCUUGUUGCUCUCCGUCGCCUACCAUGAGGCCAGACAUCAAAACAGUUCUCGGGCGGCUCGAAGACAUUGGUCGAUGAUGAUCAUCCAUCCUGGGAGUGAUGGUAGCUAGCAGUAGCAGUAGCAGUAGCAGUAGCAGUAGCAGUGGUACCAAUUAUUGUUGAUGAUGUGCUAACAGAGGAGACAAAACCUUAAAUUUGCAAAAGUAGAUUAGGACCCAUUUGAUGUGUUGUUGGCUUAGCAAAUUUGCAUCCCUUGUGACUUCUGGAUCAGAGAUCUCUGCGAGCGUGAGGAACAUGUGGUUGUUGGUAUGUGCAUUUGUUUGGUUACAGAGGAACCAUCAUGCAUGAUCGAUCCACAAGAGUUCCAGUUGACAAUGUAUAGUCUUCCCUAAUGGGAUUGGGAAGAAACAUGUGGCCAGAUAGAUAGCUACAAGACAUGGACAAAUUUGAACUCUUGGAGAAAGUUAACUAGUGGGAGCUCAUCUGAAUCCCCUUUUGGUUGUCGUCUCUCCACCGCGGAUUAGCAUGAGUUGGAGAUCCGUCAUAAGAACAUGAAACCAGCAAAAUCCAAUGCAAUCAAUCUUUAUCUCUCCUUGGAGACUCCCAGUCUGAUGCUUGUGGUCCUCGGUCCCCUACUGUUCUGUCGAUGCAUCGAAGAAGAAGAAAUCAUGUGAUUGGUGCUUCUUUUAUCUUGCCUAUUAAAUGGAUUUGGCUAGAUGUGCAGGGACCUGAAACCUUCACUGCCACCUAAUUGUGGGGAUUGGUUUUGGAUGGUGUAACCUGUUGUUGGCAGACCUUCUUCACUGCCACCUAGUGAUGAGGAGUGUGGUUUUAAGUGGUGCAACCAGUUGCCAAGUACAGCAGCAGGUCUAAAGCACAUUGCAGGGACUCCCGUUGUUGCAAGGCAUUUGUGGAUUUCAUUCAUGUUUCCAAAUCCAAACCAGGCACUGAGGUGGGGAACCCACUCGGCACACAUGAGAGAUGAGAAGAGUCAGAGAAGUCUUGCAGUGCCAGAACAUGGUCUCACCCUUGAUGUGAAUAUGAGAUGUUUAUCUUUAACAUGCAAUUGAAGAAGGAUGGCUGUUCUCUAAAGAUUAUCUCUGACUUGCACAGACACAGAUCUGUCUCACCCAUCCCCAAAAUUUGUCCUCAGAUGAUUCCUAUUAGAGUGGCACAGAACAUCAACUUCUCUUGCACUGUGUGCUGAUUCGAAACUGGACACUUUUUAUUGUAUUAAAUGUAAUCUUUAGAUGUUAAAUGAUGGCCUUAACUUUAUUCAAUACCUACCAUGAUCAUAUUCCAGCAUACUGGACAGACCUGACUGCCGCUCCAUACAAUAGCCAGAGAUUUCCACAUCUAAGAUGUUAAAUAUUGAGGAUUAAGUGGUCAUGAUAGGAAGGCACAUUACCCAUGUCAGGCCAUGGUUAGUAGAAUAAUGACAUCCUGGUUUAUUUAUUUUUCUCUUAGAAUGCCAUUCUAAUAAUCUCUGAAUCUCUGUUGUUGGUGUCUGUGGCCUACGCUUCUUCGCCUCGGCUUGAGCAUGAACAAUAAUGACGGGGAUGGUCGUGGAAGCGGAGUCUUUCGCCCCCCCUCUUUCUGCCGGUGUUACGGUUGAGGAGGAGGAUGAGGACUCUGAUUCACUUCAAAUUUGCAUCAUCAUAUCAUAUAUGAUCAAGGUGUUCGACCGAGUGCCACUGAGCCCAACCGAGGAAGAGAGCGAGUCCGGCAGGCACCGAGUUGUCCGAGGGGCACGCCCGGCCCAAAAGCUCUCUCGCUCUCCGAGUCGUCUCACGAAGCAGGCGUGAGAGAAGAAAGGCUGUCUGUCGGUGGUGGCCUCAUCUGCCCCCCCUCCUCAAACCCCACACUCGUUUCAGGCUUCACUUGAUCCAGCAGCUCCAUCACCUCGAGAUUUCCGAGACCUCUUCCCUCUUCUCAUCAUUCCAAUUUGAUCUCAAAGCUGCGUUCUUUCCUGGGUCGAUGAUGUGCUGCUGAAGGAACAGAGAUGACGAAGAAAAGAGCCCCUUCCUUUCGUAGUACCUCUUCCAUUCUAUCCUCUGCUUCUGUGUAGAGCAAUGUCUCCUCAAGAAGAACUAUACUUGGGAUUUCACCCGAGCAACACAUCGAACGACUCUUUGACUGCAGAUCCCAUCAGCGGAAGUGGCGGUAAUAAUGAUUCCAAGUGAGGUAGGGACAGGAUAAGAGCUUGGUUUCUGGGUCACCUUUACUUCCAUCAACAACAGGCCUUCUUGCGCUACUGCAAAUUGCACAUGAUGAUGAUGGUGAUGGUGAUGCUGCUUUUGUUGCCGACUCAGUGGGUGACUCCAAAAUCCCUCUUCGCCAUCAUUCCUCUCGGUUAAUCCACCAAGAAUGCUGCUGAGCAUUGAAGUUUUGCCUUUCAUCUCUAUCUCUCCACAGCAACACUAUGGCUAUGUAUGAGAAGGCAUUCUCUUUGUUGGAUCUUGAAUGUCAAAGAUUAACUAUAAUUAAACUAUAGAUUGGUCUGAGAUAUUUAUCAUGGACUGGACAUGGCAGGCAGCACCACUCGGUCAGAUCUCAUUUAUUCCUCCUCUCUGGUUUUGGUGGAAUACUGAAAUCAUCAACCCUUGCUGGUCCAACAUCAAUCAAAGGUGUGAGUGAGAUCAUUGCAAUGCUGACCAAAGUUCAAACAACAGGAACAUCAACCAUAUAUAUAUAAAGAAUCUAGUUUAAUUG
Molecule: messenger RNA, 4110 nt
Organism: Musa acuminata AAA Group (dessert banana)
Lineage: Eukaryota; Viridiplantae; Streptophyta; Magnoliopsida; Zingiberales; Musaceae
Product: putative kinase-like protein TMKL1
Exons: 4
Coding region: 10-1476 (488 amino acids)
Biological process (GO): protein phosphorylation
Molecular function (GO): ATP binding; protein kinase activity
Source: RefSeq, a predicted model, not a curated record